CUUUUAGAUUUAAGCCAUUCUAUCAUUAAUGUACAUACAGACAGAAAGUGCAGUGCGAAUCCAGCAGUACAUUUUGUUAAAACGGAAUUAAGUCUAAAAAAACUUUAAAUCUAUUCGCUAGGAUGCCUUCGUUACGCCAGAAAGUGACGACCUAUUUUCGACAAUUCAGCUUCAUUGCCGAUCGCGAAGAAAGAGCGAAUACAUCAAAUAAACUAUCAGAUGGGUCUUUCAUCACACGAUAUUUGGAUGGAACUUGGAAACCUCCCGACUCCAUACCUAAAGUGUUAUGUGGAAAAGAGCCACAGGAUUUGCCGGAUCAAGCAGUUGGCAAAUAUAAAACAGGCAAUGACUCUAUCACAGCUGCUUAUACGGGCCCGGACGAAGGUUUGACGGGAGUCCGACGAAAGAAAAUACACUUGAGCGCUGGUCCAGAAAUCGAUUUUAUCGAUACAACACUCGAAACGGAAUCUCAAAACGAUGUAGGUGUUACCAAAAAUCUACCAAGUUCUUUCAAAACUACGAACGUAAGAACUGAUUCUAAUGCAAACAAACGAAUACUUGCCCCAAGAGACACUUUGACAAAAAGUCAGCUAAGUCAUUCACUCACCAUUUACAAAAACAUUCCAGUAGAUUGUACAGUCUCAUCUAAUAAACAGUUACCAAUCGAUAGGCUGAAUGAAAAUACUGUUAUAAAGGGCUCGUCUGAAGCAACAGCAACCGAUCCCAUUGCUGGUGUUCAUAAUUGGAAAACCUCGAACGACGAUGUGUACGGUAUUUCGGUUUCCCUUUACGAAAAGAAUGGUAUUACUGGCGAGAAUAUCGGAAAUCCGGUUGCGGACUGUUUCGGUAUACUGACAAGAGAUAACUCGUGCAUAAUGGCAUUGGCCGAUGGCGUGAACUGGGGUGAAGGAGCCCGUCUAGCUGCCAGGUGUGCUAUACAAGGAUCUAUAGAUUAUUUAAAUUCAGCGAUUUUCGGUAUUCAUCAAGCAUCCAGUACGAGAGAUAUUUUUGUGAGCCUUGUUCGAAGUUUCUGGGAAGCACAUGCGUAUAUUAUGGAAUCUGGUGGAGCUCUGACGACGUUAACAGUCUUAGUUGUGUUACCGUUGCCGGACGAUCAUGACAAAAGUGUUGUUUGCUGCUGUAAUGUGGGUGAUUCGCUGGGUUACGUUUACUCCAAAGAACAUGGUGUGAGGGAAAUAACAGAAGGUUCACACGAUGUCAAUUCAAUGCGUGAUAUGAGAGAUGCAUUAGGAGCAUUAGGGCCCGUAAACGGAGAUAAACCAGAAAUGACAAAUCUUACCCUUUCUUUCACGAUUGUUGAGAAAGGAGACAUAGUGUUUCUUACAUCAGACGGUAUAAGCGAUAACUUUGACCCCGUAGUUGGCAAAUUUGCAGAACCUAUUUCAUCUAAACCACAACCAGCUGUCCCACCAUCGAAGCCUCCACAAACUGCUCAAAACCGUUUGGCUCCUAAGCGGCAAAACAAAAGUGCAUCUAGUAUUGUAGCAGCGAGAAGGCAAGAAGAAUCGGGGGCAACUUCAGCAGUAGCGGGUAGUAGUGCUGCGGCGAAGCCACCAGCUUCCAGUAGUAGUUCUUCGCAGAGAGCUCGUCCAAUUUCCGUUGUAACUAGUUCAGUAGUUGAAGCUCCUACGCGACCUCGUUACAUGCGGUCAAAAACAUUUAUUGAACCCAGAUCUAGAGCAAUCAAUCAAGAUCCCAUUCGUAGAGGUCCUUCACUGCCUCUUGUGACCGGAGCGCAGCGACAUCAACUAACAUUGCUUCGGAUGACUGACUUGCUAAUGUACGGUAUCAAUGGAACCUUACGACCUUGCACUAAUGCCAAGCAGCUUUGUCAACUGUUGAUUGAUUUCGCGACGUGUAUCACUUCGGCAAAACGAAAAAUUUUGGAGCAACGAGAGCUGUAUUACAAGGUGGUCACCGACAGAGAAGGACAUAGGAAGGAGGUGGAAUACAGCAAACCGCAGCAGAAGAUGGCACGCAAACGAAUGGUUGAAGGGAGCACGUUUUCGUCAUUGCCUGGAAAGUUGGACCACGCCUCUAUUGUAGCGUUUACAGUUAUUGGUGUUGACCGAACUUAUAAUGAAACCAAUCUUUAAUAAAAUAUUUCAUGAAAUGAUACAUAAUUACUCUGAAA
Molecule: messenger RNA, 2155 nt
Organism: Uranotaenia lowii
Lineage: Eukaryota; Metazoa; Arthropoda; Insecta; Diptera; Culicidae
Product: PP2C-like domain-containing protein CG9801
Exons: 5
Coding region: 123-2117 (664 amino acids)
Source: RefSeq, a predicted model, not a curated record